This is a messenger RNA of Merops nubicus (carmine bee-eater), 846 nucleotides long. It is a transcript of the gene SLC25A38, whose product is annotated as solute carrier family 25, member 38. Gene Ontology annotation, cellular component: mitochondrial inner membrane; mitochondrion. The record is from RefSeq and is a predicted model, not a curated record. Gene Ontology annotation, molecular function: glycine transmembrane transporter activity. Gene Ontology annotation, biological process: glycine import into mitochondrion. NCBI's taxonomy places the organism in Eukaryota, Metazoa, Chordata, Aves, Coraciiformes, Meropidae. The transcript is spliced from 6 exons. Bases 1 to 846 code for a protein of 281 amino acids.
AUGCAUCCAGUCCUAAAGGCCUUUGUGUGUGGCUCCAUCAGUGGGACAUGCUCCACGCUCCUCUUCCAACCCCUUGACCUGCUGAAAACCCGCCUGCAAACACUGCAGCCUGCCGUGAACGGGUCUGGUCGUGCUGGGAUGGUGACGCUGCUCUUCAGGGUUGUGCGCACCGAGAGCCUCCUGGGGCUCUGGAAAGGGGUCUCUCCAUCCUUUGCAAGAUGCAUCCCUGGGGUUGGGAUUUACUUCAGCACUUUGUACGUGAUGAAGCAACAGCUUCUAGUGGACCGUUCACCCACAGCCCUGGAAUCUGUCUUUUUGGGGGCCACUGCACGUGCCAUCUCUGGGGUUUGCAUGCUGCCAGUGACCGUGGUGAAGACCCGAUACGAGAGUGGAAGGUUUGGCUACGGGAGCGUGUUGGGGGCCCUGAAGAACAUCUACCAGACAGAAGGGGCCCGGGGGAUGUUCAGCGGGCUCACGGCCACGCUGCUACGCGACGCGCCCUUCUCCGGCAUCUACCUCAUGUUCUACACGCAGGCCAAGGGGCUCACCCCCCAGGACCAGCUGGAUCCUGUGCUCCUGCCCAUGCUGAAUUUUGGCUGUGGGAUCUUUGCUGGAAUUUUGGCCUCGCUGGUGACACAACCUGCUGAUGUCAUCAAAACACACAUGCAGCUGAGCCCCCAGAAGUACCGCAGGACCAGCCAGGCUGUUGCCUUCAUCUACAAGGAUUUUGGGUUGGUUGGCUUCUUCCGGGGCGGGGUGCCGCGGGCCCUGCGGCGCACGCUGAUGGCGGCGAUGGCCUGGACGGUGUACGAGCAGAUGAUGGAGAGGAUGGGCUUGAAAUCCUGA